GAAUAAACCCUGGGACAGACAGGAGCUCCACUGAUUAUUGAUCGGCAAUCGAUAGUUCUGUCUGAUGCAGUUAUUCAAUCAGGUUUAGAUUUAAAGUGGUAGCUUUGCUUAACAUAUUAAAUCAUUAUUUUUAUCAUUUUCUCCUUCUUCCCAGAACCUUCUUCUCCUGGCAGGCUUUAACUUUUCCUAGUGUUUCUUCUUAUAUCAUCUCCCCAUCUUUUUGGGAAAGAUGGAUAAGUUGAGUGGGAACAAUGCAACACUUGUGAACAGCUCUAUAGACAAGUGGUCCUUCAAUGAGCGUGGCUUGUACCCACACCUGGACCCCGGGGAGCUGAGGGUCCUGAUGCCGGCCAUUCUAGGAGUCAUCUGUUUCUUGGGUGCGGCUUGUAACCUCACUGCGAUGGCCAUCUUGUUCUCCAGCGCUCACAGGGGCAAACUAUCUCUCAUCAACUCCCUGGUCUUCAACUUGAUGUUUGCCGAUGGGCUGGUGCUGCUGUUCGCGGUGCCUUUCAGGGCUGCAGUCUACUCCAAAGCCUCCUGGACUCUGGGCUGGGUUGUCUGCAAGACGGCCGACUGGUUCCUCCAGUCCUGCAUGGCAGCCAAGAGCUUCACGGUUGCCAUCAUGGCCAAAGCUUGCUACCGCUACGUUUCCAACCCCAACAAGCAGGUGAGCAUCCACCUGGGCUCCAUCCUGGUGGUGUUCUUCUUCAUCUGGCUGUCCGCUUGCUCCGUCACCAUCCCUCACUGGCUGUUUGCCACGCUCCAGAGAGAAGCUCGUGGACUGGUGUGUGUGAUGGUGGUUCCUCCUGAAGCCCGGGACUUCAUGGCUGUGUACGUCAAAGCUUACCCCGUGGGAGUGUACUGUGCACCCCUCAGCUUUGCCCUAAUAUAUUUCUGGAGGGCUUACAGCCAGUGCCAGCGGCGCUCCAGUAAGUCUCAGAACCUGCGCACACAGAUAAGGUCCAGGAAGCUUACCUUGAUGCUGUUCAGCCUGACCGUGGCCAUGGCUAUUCUCUGGCUUCCACAGUGGGUGGAGUGGGUUUGGGAGCGUCAUAUAGCAGAAAAGGAAAUUGCAGGAGCCAAGCCUCUCGUCUCCUCUCUUCCCCCUCUUCUGACCCUUUCUGUUCAGCUGCUCACCUUCUCCCUGUCCCUGGUGAACCCUCUAAUCGUCCUCUCCCUCUCAGAGGAGUUCAGAGAGGGCUACAGGGGGCUCUGGAGGCGCCUCACCAUGCGCAAACAUCGUCCUACCAAGAAAAAACCCGGACCUCACAACCCUACUUGUCUCCAGUCUCCUCGCCCCAGACCGGAGACUUCGUUCCAGCUGCGGGGGGAGAAGAACAAUCGAUCAACCUCCAGCCAGGAUCCCAGCAGAGAGGCUGAGCCCCAGCCAGAGCAAGGAGGAGAGCGAGAAGUAGACACAGAGAGUCUCAAAGAUGGGAUCGUCUUGCCUGAUCUGGAGCAGUUCUGGCACAUGAGGGAGACUGGAUCUAAUGCGGAGGGAAAUGAUCCAGUGCCGUGGGAGAACCAAAACAAAGAGGGGGAAAAAUAA
This is a messenger RNA of Gymnodraco acuticeps, 1549 nucleotides long. RefSeq names its product G protein-coupled receptor 151 (gene gpr151). The transcript has a single exon. Gene Ontology annotation, molecular function: G protein-coupled receptor activity. Lineage: Eukaryota; Metazoa; Chordata; Actinopteri; Perciformes; Bathydraconidae. The coding region runs from base 230 to 1549 and encodes 439 amino acids. The record is from RefSeq and is a predicted model, not a curated record. Gene Ontology annotation, biological process: G protein-coupled receptor signaling pathway. Gene Ontology annotation, cellular component: membrane.